CUGUCGGGUGUGGCUUCCCUGUUCUGUAACCUUUAUGUCUCCUCACCCCUCGUGUGAGGGGUCCGUGGUGCAGGGUGAUGCGUCCGACUACGAAUCAGAGGACUAAAAGAAAGUGUGUCGUAGAUGAAACUUCGAGAGGAGAUGAAUCUUGACAUCUCAGGAGUGGAGAUAUUCGGGAACCAGAGCAGAUUACUCAGAAGUAAGAAGAAAAAUCCCUCCCAGGUGGUGAUAUUGUUGGAAAGUAGGCUGGAGUUGGAGUCCCCCAGUUCUACUCGUUGUCACUCAUGGAACGACAGCCAUCAAUACCAAGGGCACCCUGAAGCAAAGAGGCGUGGAGCUAUCUCCUAUGACAGCUCUGAUCAGACUGCGUUGUACAUUCGUAUGCUAGGAGAUGUACGCGUAAGGAGUAGAGCAGGAUUUGAAUCAGAAAGAAGAGGUUCUCAUCCAUAUAUUGAUUUUCGUAUUUUUCACGCUCAAUCUGAAAUCGAAGUUUCUGUGUCUGCAAGGAAUAUCAGAAGGUUACUAAGUUUCCAGAGGUAUCUUAGAUCGUCACGCUUUUUUCGUGGUACCAGCGUUUCGAAUUCUCUAAACAUUUUAGAUGAUGAUUAUAAUGGACAAGCCAAGUGUAUGCUGGAAAAAGUUGGAAAUUGGAAUUUUGAUAUCUUUCUAUUUGAUAGACUAACAAAUGGAAAUAGUCUCGUAAGUUUAACCUUUCAUUUAUUUAGUCUUCAUGGAUUAAUUGAGUACUUCCAUUUAGAUAUGAUGAAACUUCGUAGAUUUUUAGUUAUGAUCCAAGAAGAUUACCACAGUCAGAACCCUUACCACAAUGCAGUCCACGCUGCAGAUGUCACUCAGGCCAUGCACUGUUACCUAAAAGAACCUAAGCUUGCCAGUUCUGUAACUCCUUGGGACGUCUUGCUGAGCUUAAUUGCAGCUGCCACUCAUGAUCUGGAUCAUCCAGGUGUCAAUCAACCUUUCCUUAUUAAAACUAACCAUUACUUGGCAACUUUAUACAAGAAUACCUCAGUACUGGAAAAUCACCACUGGAGAUCUGCAGUGGGUUUAUUGAGAGAAUCCGGUUUAUUCUCACAUAUGCCAUUAGAAAGCAGACAACAGAUGGAGGCUCAGAUAGGCGCUCUGAUCCUGGCCACGGACAUCAGCCGGCAGAACGAGUACCUGUCCUUGUUUAGGGCCCAUCUGGACAAAGGCGACUUACGUCUGGAAGAUGCCAGGCAUAGGCAUUUGGUUUUACAGAUGGCUUUGAAAUGUGCUGAUAUUUGUAACCCCUGUCGGACCUGGGAAUUAAGCAAGCAGUGGAGUGAAAAAGUAACAGAGGAGUUCUUCCAUCAAGGAGACGUAGAAAAAAAGUACCAUCUGGCUGUGAGUCCACUUUGCGACCGUCAGACCGAAUCUGUUGCCAACAUCCAGAUUGGUUUCAUGACGUAUCUCGUGGAGCCUCUGUUCACAGAAUGGGCCCGGUUCUCCAACACCAGGCUGUCGCAGACAAUGCUCGGACACGUGGGGCUGAACAAAGCCAGCUGGAAGGGAUUGCAGCGAGAACAGUCCAGCAGCGAGGACACUGGUGCUGCAUUUGAGGAGCUGAGCUCACAGUUAUUACCUCAGGAGAACCGGUUAUCCUAACCCCCCCUCCCCCGUCAGGGGGCAGACUGCCUCUGGAGGUCGUUAGAAAUGUGAAUGGGGUCUUGAGGUGAGAGAACUUUACUCCUGACUGCCAAGGGAAGUGAAUGACGCCAGCAUUAUGUAUUUCCAAGAUUUCCUCUGUUGGAUCAUUUGAACCCACUUUUUAAUUAUAAGACCCGAACAUACAGCAAUAUGCAUUUGGCUUUCGUGUGAAACCUUGAAUAUGCAAAGCCCAACGGGAGCAAACCGAAGGGAAUAACAAAGUUUUGCAGGAAGUUGUGAGGUGGCCCUCGUGCUUCUCGAAGCAUCCUGAAACUUGAACCGAAGCCUUCAGCAGAAAUCUUUGGAAUUUAACCCGUCUGAUGCAACAGUGUGUAUCUGUACCUUCCACUAAGUUCUCUCGGAGAAAAUGGAAAUGUGAAGUGCCCAGCCUCUGCGCCUCUGGCCAGACUCGAUGUUUACAGACCAACUCUGAAAUAUUGGUUCUCAAUCCGCCUUGGAGCAUGAUUGUGAAGGAACCACUAAGAAUUUUAAAGAUCAAACCUAAACUGCAGCUCUUUCCCCCGGUUUGCCUUUCUUCUUCUUUGGAUGCCACCAAAGCCUCCCAUUUGCUAUCGUUUUAUUUUGUGCACUGGAAACUGAGCAUUUAUCCUAGAGUGCCGCCGAGCUUUCACUCCAGUGCUGUUUGGCAAUGCAAUUUUUUUUAACUCUUAGUUUUUAAUUUGGGGCGGGAGGGGCAGAACCCCAGUGUCCUAGCUGUAUUAUGAUUCCGCAGUGAAGACGUUGCAUGUUGUUUUCACUAAUGUACACUUGACCUGCACAUGCAAGAAAAGGGUGGAAUGUUUAAAACACCAUAAUCAGCUCAGGGUAUUGCCAAUCUGAAAUAAAGUGGGAUGGGCAAGUGUGUCCUUCAGAGCAAGGGUACUAAAGUCCCUCUCGCUGCAGGGAGUGAGAGGCGUGUUGUGUGUGUGCGGAUGUGUGUCUGGGGCACGCUCGUGCAUGUGUGACUGUGCAUGUGUUCUAUUUAUCCACGUGGGAGGGAUUGGGAACGUCAGCUUUUAUUUAUUAUUUUAGAAUGUGACAUAACGAGCAGCCACACGUGGGGAGGGGAAGGGAGGUCAGCUGUAACAGAUCGCUCCAGAUGCCUUAAACUAUGCACAAAGCUAAGUGACCAAACUUCUUGUUUUGAUUUGAAAAAAGUGCAUUGUUUUCUUGUCCCUCCCCCUUUGAUGAAACGUUACCCUUUGAUGGGCCUUUUGAUGUGAACAGCUGUUUUCUAGGACAAAAUCUAAGGACUAAUUUUAAACUUACAACAUUCCACUUUUGUAAUUUGUUUUAAAAUGUUUUAUGUGUAGUAAGCACAACUGUAAUCUAGUUUUAAGAGAAACCGGUGCUUUCUUUUAGUUCAAUUGUAUUUCCCUUGUUACUGUAAAGGACUGUUUAUUAAUUACGUUUACAAGUUUGUUGCAACAGUCAUUUUCUUGGGAGAAAGCUUGAGUGUAAAGCCAUUUGUAAAAGGCUUUGCCAUACUCAUUUUAAUACGUGCCUGUUGCUGUUAACUUUUGAUGAAUAAAAACCUAUCUUUUCAC
Molecule: messenger RNA, 3230 nt
Organism: Balaenoptera musculus (blue whale)
Lineage: Eukaryota; Metazoa; Chordata; Mammalia; Artiodactyla; Balaenopteridae
Gene: PDE7A
Product: phosphodiesterase 7A
Exons: 15
Coding region: 124-1641 (505 amino acids)
Molecular function (GO): 3',5'-cyclic-AMP phosphodiesterase activity
Source: RefSeq, a predicted model, not a curated record